GACAAUAUAUGGCCAGAAUCAGCGCAGAUCAGACGCCUCUUUCAUCCUGCACUUGGCAUACGCAGCUGGUGCUGUACUAUGAUGCUCCAGUUGCAUAGCUCUUUCCCCGAUAGUACUAUUGAGGGACGGCCUGCGAUAGACAGGCUGUCCGUGACCAACAACUAUCGUUUGUUGAUUCCUUGAGACAACAACCCGAAUCUCCUUCCGGAAAUCGUCGAUAUGUCCGCCAAAUAUCUCGUCGUUUCCGUCCCCUCUUCCGUCGCACCUUCCGGUCAUAAAGAUGAUGCGAUCAGCGCAGUACAGAAAGCCGUGAGCCCGACGUACGGAGAUGUCUCAAACUUCAACAUUCCAGAUUUCAAAAUCGGCACACUAGACGCUUUACUUCAGCAGUCGGACGAGCUGGGAAGGCUGGAAGGUGUCUGCAACUCAGUUGUGAGCAAGGUCGGAGAUACACUCAAGAAUGUUCUGGACGGCGAUGAGGAGAAGAUCACAAUGCACAAGAAUGUCAAUGAUAAACCUCUAGAACAAUACCUAAGAAGUUUCUCAUGGAACAAAGUCAAGUACCGAGCGGACAGACCCCUAGCUGAGCUGAUCGACUUAUUACAAAAGGAAGCAAACUCGAUCGACAACGAUGUACGGUCGAAAUACAACCAAUACAACACUGUUCGCACCAAUCUCCAGACCCUGCAACGGAAACAGAUCGGCAACCUCUCUACGAAGUCGCUAGUGAGUAUCGUCUCUCCCGAUGUACUUGUCACCGACUCCGAACACCUCGAAACACAUCUUGUCGCUGUCCCGAACGCCAAUGUAAAGGAAUUUACGCGAUCCUACGAAACCGUUUCGCCUAUGGUCGUACCGCGGUCCUCUUAUUUCGUGGCAUCAGAUGACGAAUACACCUUGUAUGCGGUCACGACAUUCAGAAAACAUAGCCAGGACUUUCUCCAUAAAGUGCGGGAACAAAAAUGGAUACCGCGAGAUUACAAGUUCAAAGAAGGCGGAAAAGAAGAGGAGGCGAAGGAGCUGCAACGCGUUGAAGCCGAGGAGAAGAGAGUAUGGGGUGAAACGUUACGGCUGGGCCGGACAGGCUGGAGCGAAGGUGUGAUGUGUCUUGUACAUGUCGUUGUCCUGAGAGUAUUCGUGGAGACCGUGCUAAGAUACGGACUGCCGCUGGAUUAUGUUGCUGCUUUGGUCAAGACCGACACGAAACGCGAAAAGAAGGUCCGACAAGGGCUCGACGACGAAUAUGCAUAUUUGGCAGGCAAUGCUUUUGGAAGGGACAGUAAAGGCCGGCUCAAGAAAGAUGAAGGCCUGGGCGGAAACGAUGUGGCCACUGGCGGCGAGCAAGCCGAUUAUUCUGCUUACGUCUGUUAUGGUAUUGAUGUGGAAUGAUUGUGUAUCAGAUGGAUGGGAUAGACAACAAGAGUUGAUACGCAGCCAUGUUGCACUUUUCUCGAUUCGGCCUUCUAUGGUCUCAGCG
Molecule: messenger RNA, 1477 nt
Organism: Exophiala viscosa
Lineage: Eukaryota; Fungi; Ascomycota; Eurotiomycetes; Chaetothyriales; Herpotrichiellaceae
Product: V-type H+-transporting ATPase subunit C
Exons: 4
Coding region: 220-1389 (389 amino acids)
Biological process (GO): proton transmembrane transport
Cellular component (GO): vacuolar proton-transporting V-type ATPase, V1 domain
Molecular function (GO): proton-transporting ATPase activity, rotational mechanism
Source: RefSeq, a predicted model, not a curated record